CUCUCAGUGCUAUAAUGCCGCACACACACACGCAGACUGUCUCCUCAUGAUUUAGGAGCCAGUUGCACAUUGUAUUGGCAGCUUUAGGACCCGGCGGUUCAGCGAUGGCCGCAGUCCCUCCCCUUCCCCAGCUGCAGUGUGUCAGUGCGCCCUCCUCUCCCCAUCCCUCUCCUUCCCUCCCUCAGUCCGCUGCCUUCUCUCUCCAUCCCCCGGCACUCAGCGAGCCUGCAGCCGGCAUGGCCUCCGUUAGCUUCAAACCCCACCGCCCGGAGCUGCUGGCAGCCUAUCAGGAUGUCAUAGAGGAGCAGAACUCCAUUGACUGGGCACUUUAUACUUAUGAAGACAACUCCGAUAUCCUCACCUUGGCAUCAUCAGGAGGAGGGGGAUUACAUGAUCUCGCCAGCCGUUUUGAGAACCAGAAGGUUAUGUACGGAUUCUGCAGUGUGAAGGAGCCUCACGCUAUGUUGGCUAGAUAUGUUCUCAUCAACUGGGUUGGUGAAGAUGUCCCAGAUGCGAGGAAGUGUGCCUGUGCCAGCCAUGUAGCUCAAAUUGCAGACUUUUUCCAGGGCGUGGAUGUAAUCGUAAAUGCCAGCAAUGUCGAUGACAUAGACCCUAUGGCUAUAGGCCAGCGUCUAUCCAAUGGCUCUGGGCGCUUGUCUAGCCCCGUCCUUCAGCGGCUGCAGAUCAAAGACGAAGGACAAGCUGAUCCUGUGGGAACCAAUUACCAGAAGACAAAUGCAGCCGUGGAAAUGAAACGAAUCAAUAGGGAACAGUUUUGGGAGCAGGCAAAGAAAGAGGAAGAGGAGCGGAAGGAGGAGGAGAGACAGAAGGCCUUGGAAGAAAGGCUUCGUUUUGAGCAGGAACGCAUGGAACAGGAGCGCAAAGAGCAGGAGGAAAGAGAGAAGCGUUACCAGGAGAGAGAACAGCAGAUAGAGGAACACAGAAAGAAGCUGCAAGAUGAAGAGGAAGAGGAGGCAAAAAAAAGGCAGAGCAACUCCAUAUUUAACUGUUUGUUUAUACCUUGCCAGAUGGAUCAGAGAGAAGAUGAAGAGGCUACAGAACUAAAGAGGACAGAGAGUGAAGUGGAGGAAGCUGCAGCCAUCAUUGCCCAGCGCACAGAAAAUCCACGGGAAUUCUUCAAACAGCAGGAAAGGGCUUAUUCAGAGUGCGGCUACACAUUGCAGACACCUCGAACAGGUGACUGGGACCAGAUGGACUUGAUGGGGUCCCCUACCGCAGUCAGAAGCUCCUCUGAAGCUGGACCUCCUUGCUCACCUCUACCAGAACCAGAACGUCGUAGUAGCCUGGGUGAAGAGUGGACCAAGACUCUGAGGUCUGAGCAGCCACUGGAGGAUAGUGCUUGGACCCCUCAGGGACUCACAGAAGAUGUGUUCAUGGAGACAAAAGAGGAAGAUGUGGGAUUUCCAGAGGCUCCUCAGUUAACAGGGAAUGAAGAGGAAGCUGUUAUGGAUCUCGGAGAGGUAGACCUGAUGUCAGAUGCUCAUCCUCCCCCAGCACAAGAGGCCACUAAUCUACUGGAUCUCUGGCAAAAUGACGAGCCUCAGGACUCUACUUGGUCUGACAGGAAUUUGAUAACCUCUCAAGAGGAGGUCAGUGUAGAGAAAAAGACCUUUGUGGAAACAGAGACAUGUCCUUCUGUUCCCGAGGAUAACCUCCUAAACUUUGAGGAGCUACCACAACCACCUGCGACCUUCUGCGACAUGGAGGCUGAGGAAGAUCCACAGAGCAUCAUCCAUAUUGAGGGUCCACACCAGAUGACUCUAAGUUACCAACAUGCACUGCAGGAAGCCUCCUGCCAUCAGCCAGAGCUGACAGACUCUCUUCUCACCAACGGGGAGACGUCACAGAGAGAAGGAACACAGGUGACCUCCAGUGUGACAAAAGACACAGCAAGUGAAGGAUAUUUCAGCCAGUCACAAGAUGAGGACUUUGCUCAGUCAGAAGAUUUGUCUGCCAAAGCUCCACUUCCAGUCUUCUACAACAAGCCACCAGAGAUUGACAUCACAUGCUGGGACUCUGACCCUGUGAUGGAAGAAGAGGAAGAGGAGGAGGAAGGAGGUGGCUUUGGUGAAAGUGCAUAAGGAAGUUCUCCUUUUAUAGACGUAUUCCAAAACACGUGACAAAAGAGAAAUAUGUGACACAGCAGUGUAACAGCAAAGUAUUGUAGUAAUGGCUGAGGCCUGUGCCUUUGCCUGAGCCGUGCUAGUAAGACCCUGUCUUCCCUCCCCUUGCCUCUUGCAGUUGCCUGACAUUUUUUAGGGUGUGGAGGCAAGGAGGGGGUAUUUUUACUCCCCCCGCUUCCAGUUAUUCUUUUCUAUAUAACCUAACGGGCCAGUUCUAUUCACACUGGCUGCUAUGUGCUGUUCUGUUUGACAGGAUCUCUGAUUGCAUUUCCCCCUUCUAGGUUGAGCAGAACUCCUAUGUUAGAGCUGGGAGACGUGCACUAGUGCCUGGAUGGAAUCAGUGUUAUAACCGCUUGCAUUUUUCCCUUUGUUUUUUUUCUUUUGAAACAAGCUUUUGCCAACUGCCUUUUCUUCUUAGAUGAAAAAAAGCAGAGAGGUGUAAUUUUUGUAGAUCUGUGUAAUAUGUCCCCCGCAUCUCUCUUUUUGUUUGUCUGUUCUAAAGAAAAAAAAAACAAAACAAAACUUAAGGCAAUAAAUAUCCCAGUUACCCCUGCGUGAUCCGACACAGCAGGGGCAUGUAUUCUCCAUUGUAGCACUCCCCCCCCCCCCCCCCUUCAUAUUAUUAAUUUGCUUUAUGCUUCUAUUUAUUCCCUGAAUUUGGGGGUGACAUGCCUUGUUAUUGGAUCACAAGCUCCUGGUGGCUGGCUUUAGGGAGAGAGGGAAGUUGUGUACAGACAGUUUUCUUCUGUUUCCCCCUCCCUGUGGCACCUGAAGACCUGCCCUUUUCUUAAUUGCUACGAAAGCUUCCUUUCCUUUUUCAUGUUUAGUAAAGUUCUGAAAGCACAACACUGUACAGACCGUGCUCGUGUGUUAAUAAAGGAGUCUGGAUCCAACCAA
Xenopus tropicalis (tropical clawed frog) is the source of this 3041-nucleotide messenger RNA. It is a transcript of the gene dbn1, whose product is annotated as drebrin 1. The transcript is spliced from 13 exons. The record is from RefSeq and is a predicted model, not a curated record. Bases 105 to 2102 code for a protein of 665 amino acids. Lineage: Eukaryota; Metazoa; Chordata; Amphibia; Anura; Pipidae. Gene Ontology annotation, cellular component: cell cortex; growth cone; neuron projection. Gene Ontology annotation, molecular function: actin binding.